Messenger RNA from Calliphora vicina (urban bluebottle blowfly), 10115 nucleotides. It is a transcript of the gene LUBEL, whose product is annotated as Linear Ubiquitin E3 ligase. The record is from RefSeq and is a predicted model, not a curated record. Bases 373 to 9978 code for a protein of 3201 amino acids. Gene Ontology annotation, cellular component: LUBAC complex. Gene Ontology annotation, molecular function: K63-linked polyubiquitin modification-dependent protein binding; K48-linked polyubiquitin modification-dependent protein binding; ubiquitin protein ligase activity. Gene Ontology annotation, biological process: protein linear polyubiquitination. The transcript is spliced from 21 exons. NCBI's taxonomy places the organism in Eukaryota, Metazoa, Arthropoda, Insecta, Diptera, Calliphoridae.
UUGAGCAAAAAUUUUCAACAGUUGUAUGCGGCGUCAACUAAAUGUUUUUAGUUUGUGAGCAGCAGUUGAACGAUAAAUACGAAAUUUUGAAAAUUUGUGCGAAUACGGAAACAGACGACAAUACUAACGGCACGCGAGUUAUGUAAGCAGUAUUUAGGCCGACAUUAAAAUAAUUCUACAAUAAAAGAUAUUUUUAAAUCGGAAAAUCAUAAAAAAUAUUUAAGAAAAGCGAUAAAUUGUAAUAAAAUUAAGAAAAUUUAAACCAAAAAGUAACGGUUUUAUGAAAAAAAGUUAAAAAAAUUGUUCAAAUACAGGAAGUGCAAAAAAUCAUUAAAAGAAAACACCCAUUUACUUAGCAAAAGACGAUAAAAUAUGAGCUCACAUGCAAAUAAUAGAAAUGGAGGGAUGUUAAUCACUCGAAAUGAACGUUCUAUGCCAAAAUGGGUGACAGAACAAAGUGAUCGCAUUGGUCCAAGACCACCACCGCCACCUUUAACGCCCGAAAAUGGUCAUGCACCACCUAAACAGCCAAAUUUGCCGCCAAAAACUAAGAUGCAACCGGAACCGGACUAUGAAGUCAUUGAAUUCUCUAAUCAACAGUAUUCAAAUGCUCCACUACGACCAAAUUCUGCCAGUUCGGGCUCAAAGACUCCUGAUAAUAAACUAAAAUGUACUUUAUGUGGCUCUGGCAAUCCUUGGGUUACUUGUGAAGAAUGUGCUCAACAAAUAUUUUGUGCUUCUUGUGACGACAUGUUUCACAAGCAUCCAAAACGUAAAGAUCAUCAAAGAAAGACCAUCGAAAAGUCACGUCCACCCAUACCGCCAAAGGUUUUGCCAGGCCAACCUGGUCCCUCACCGCCAGUGGCUCCACCCAGACGCAACAAACGCGGCUUAAUGACACCCAUUAUGCAACGCAAGGAUCAGGGUAAUGCAAUGCCGGGACCAUUUCCUGUACCUCCAUCACCCACUCCAUCAAUGAAGAAUGCAUCUUGGAAAGAACGUUUUGGUUCUUUGCCCAGAGGUUUGAACUUAUUAAAUCGCCCGUUGCCCGAAACUCCCAAGACACCUAGUGAGUCGUCACGGUCAACGACGCCUAAAUCAGUAUUCGAUAAUAUACAACGACCGCCCUCGGUGGCGUUGGAGAAGAUCAAAAGCAAGGCAAACGCUACUCUGGAUCGCAUGCAAUUGCUGCAGCAACGCUAUAGACAACAAAAAGAACAAAUGGAGAGAGAUCGCAGCGGCUCGGUAACAGAUCAGAAUAUGUCAGCAUUCGAUCAAUGGUCAAGCAUUUCACAAUCGCCAUCACAUUUUGUUUCUGGCAGCAUGUCGUCUGGUAUCAACUCAUCCCAUCUAGACCUAAUGGAUGAUACUAAUUUCAAUUUGUUCCAUCAGCGUCAAAUGGCUAUGCAGCAUCAUCAAAUGGCCUCGCAACGUGCCAAUCAAUUAGGUCAACGAGGCAUGUCGAGUUCUGUAUUUAAUCUAAAUCAGAUAAAUCGCAAACAGCCCGUUACAAACAAUGGAUGGAUGAAUAAUCCUAUGCAACAGGCUCAAUCUAUGGCUCAGUUAAAUUGUGCCAACUGUGCCCAUCAGCAAUCUCAAUGGAAUGGUCCCCAUCAACAUCACCAGCACAUGCAUAUGCAGCAAGAUCCCUGGAGUAAUCAAUUGUCAUCACAGCAACAUUUAAAUCGUUCCAAUAUGUCCUUAAAUGUGCCCGCUGGCUACAUGAUGCAACCCCAAAUGAAUGGCAUGUAUCCGCCACCCACAUUCAUGAACCAAAGGGGUUUAGUCCAUCCAAUGUAUCCACAGCAAUAUAUGGGAGGAAUGCCUGUUAUGAAUCCAGGUUUAAUGGGUAUGCCUCCAUCCACUUCUAGAGCAGCUUCACGAGCAGGUUCUCGCAUGGCUUCACCAGCAAUGAGCCGCAAGUCUGUGACGCUAAGGCGUAAGCAACGCUCUAGUUAUAUCGAUGAUGAAGCCACCGAUGAUGAAGAUUCCGAUGAAGAUGAUCGUCGCUCCAUAACAUCAAACCGUUCUGGUAUUUCCCGAUCACUACAGAGACGCAUGUCUAGUGCUUCCCAAAUUCAACUUGAAGACGAUAUUGAAUCGUCUCAAGCCAAAUCACACCGUAAUCGAGCACGAAACCAACGCAGAGAUUCUAUUGCUAAAUCCGUUCAUAGUGAUUGGGCUCCAGGAAGAAGAACAUCAUCAAGCAAUAAUAAUCGUUCAGCCGAUUCGGGUUUCAAUAGUCCGCUCAAACCCUCACGUAUAUAUUCAGAUUUAGAUUCAGAGGGUUCUGGAACCAGAGCAUUGGUACAGGCUAAAAUCGAACAAAAGCUAAAAGAAGAAACUCUCAAGCAAAAACAGUCGAGACCCAAAAGGCAGAGCCAAUCCCCAACACCCCAAAAGACAAGUGCAGCAGUACAAACACCUGCUGUUAAACAAGCAAUUAAACAGGAGAACGCCAAAACUGUUACUAACGAACCAGUGAAACCAGUGAGAGAACCAUCGCAAAGUGAAUCGGAAGAAGAGGAACAAGUCAAUGUUAAGAAAGAACCGGUAGAGGUGGAGGAAAAACCAGAAAGCGCAACGGAAGAAGAAGAAAGUGAAAGUGAGGAAACAGAACCCGAAUCUGAACAAGAGUCCAAACAAAUAGAGGAGAAUGAAAUAGAAGAAGACGAUUUGGGUCCUCCUCCCUCCACGCCAGACCACGAAUGGGAAUGCGAAUUUUGUACAUUUGUGAAUGAGGCCAAUAUUAAAAUCUGUUCUAUUUGUUGUAAAACUCCCAGUAUCAAACCAAAAAAAGCCAUAAAAUCGAUAUCGCCACCAAAACAAAUUAAGACUCCUUUGGUUAAAAAGGAGAAGGAACAUACAAAAGUAAAAGAAACACAGAAGCCAAUGGAGAAGGAACCUGUCAAAGAUAAAAGUGGUACGAUUAAGAAAAAACCAAUUACGUCGUCACAAUCAUCAUCCAUCCAAAACACCAUAACAAAUAACACUGAAAUUGAAAAAAUUACAAACAAUAUUCAGACAACGAAACCCGACUCUGCUCACAAUACAGACGAUGGAAAUGAAUCCACAACAAACACGCACAAAGUGAAAGAAUCUGUGGAGGAUAUUUGGGCUACAUUGGAUGAAAAUAUUCAGGCUACAGCCCAUGAGGUUACACGUAAGGCAGAAUCGAAAAAAACUUCCAAAGUAUCUACUGCUUGUGGUACUUCUUCCAAGUCAGCAAGCGUUGAACGGCAAGAAAACGAUUCAAGACACUCUCAAGCCAGAGAAAUAGGUACUUCACCACCGCCUCAAAGUAUUUCCACUCAAACUUAUGAUACUUUACCCGUCCAUAAACCAGAGACUAGGGAUGAGGCUAUUGCGAAGCCAACACCACAACCCUUGUAUAAUGAUAUAAUACAACAAACAAAUUUCCCUCCAUCUCCCAAGAUACAAGACUUGAAAUCUUUCGAAGCCGAAGUUUUAAACAAAAUUCACAAUAUUAGUCAUGUACCCUCCCAACAUCACUAUCAGCAUAGUCAUCAACAUACAAAUCAUCCCGUGUACUCCUAUUCCAACGACCGUCAGCGUUAUCGCAGUAACAACGAUUUACAUAUGGAUGAUGCAAUGUCUAUGGAUUUUGAGACAUUUAAUGGUUUAGGAAGGCGACAACCAUCCAUAAGUGAAUUGAUGCUGUUGCAGAAAACUUCUUCACAAAUGCAUUCCCCUUUGGGUGGUAGCAUCUAUGAUCUACCCUACCGCGAACUAUCCUCACUCAGACACAAUGAUAUGGAAAAUCAUAAAGAAUCUGAUUUAUAUAAACAUACCACGGAAGAGCUGAAUGCAGCUCUGAAAUACUGUGGACCUGAUAUGCAUCCUCUAGUCUGGCUACGAGACAACUGGCCCAAACUUAUACAAACUGUGCAAAGUUUGGCCACUAAAUAUGGCCAGGAGAGAGCUGAAAAUACCAUUGGAACUAUAUCACAGAUGGAAGCUAGAGACGCAUUACGCAUGCAUACUGGCAAUAUAUGGCAAGCAGUAUCGGAAUGUAUAGAACAGAGACAGCGGAAAUAUCGCGACAUUUCCUCAAAAGGCAACUUUUCCCGAGAAGAUAUUGUAACAGCUCUUACCACACACCAAGGCAAUGUGGAGUUGGCUCUGCUAGACUUGGGACGUACACAAUUGAAACCAUUUCUUAUGAGAAUCUGGGGUUCUCCAGGGGGUGUAGAAAAUGAGAGCGGUUCUCAGCCUUUACCAGCUUCACCACACUCAUCACAAUCAACACACUAUAACAUGGAUAAAGACAUUCAUAAUUUCCUCAGUGCCAAUGCUUCAGAAUGCAUGCAAACGCCAAACAAUACUGGUGCUUUCCCUGCCAAUAAUCAGACGCCAUCACCAUUCGAUCGACCAGCUUCAUUAAACUCUCCAUUCGAAAACAAUAAUCAUAUGCUCGAUAAUACAUCCAGUUACAGUGCAGACAGUAAAGACUUUGCCAACAGCCCACUACCCAUAGACGAAUCAAUAUUCAGUAAUAAAAAUGUCCUCAAAGAUCUUGAGACUCUGAUUGGCAAUAUGGAACACAAUCAGCAAAAACAAAACGAAAAAGUACUACGAUCGAUUCACGAUAUGAUUAACAAUGCAACUCCCAAAACCGACAACGAAUAUGAUUCGGAAACCAUGAGAAUACUAACCAAAAGCCCCAUAACCUCACCCAAAUUCAAGACUACUCCCAAUGAAAAUAACUCCGAAAAUGAAGCAGAUGUUAAGAACUUUGUUUGGCAGCAUAUACAGGAAAUUGUGCCAAAUUUGGUGCAACAAGUGGAAAUGGAAUUAAUGGAAGACCUUGACGAUAAACUUAAAAAUAAUGAAGUUGAAGAAACGAGAGAAAUCACACCUGAACCUAUACAGGUUGCUCCCCCACCACCACCGCCACCAAUAGAUCAGGAUGAAUUUCUCAUGGAAGAAGUUAUAAAACCAAAUAUUAAAAAUGCUUCUAUUCGAGAAGAAUUGCCUCCCCAAUAUGUUUAUACCGCAGAAAUUGCAACUUUUCAACUGGCAUUUGAUAAGGGUUUGGAGAGGGAACAUGAAGAAGAAUUCGAGUUUGAAACAUUGGAAGAGGCAUCAAGACAAGUGUAUAGAAUGUUUAAAGCUCCUGAAGCUCAAACGCAACAACAGACAGAAGAGUCUAUACAAGAAAUAGAAAAUCCAGUUAAUGUUAAUGUGACAGAAAUACAAACACAAGAACCAAAUACAGAAAUCGCACCAAAAGAUGAAAUGACCGUGUCUUCUGAAACUCAAUUGGAAGAAUUACAAAUACACAGGGAAAUUCCCAGCUCACUUGACAAUACUUAUUUGGAUGAAAAACCAACCGCAGUUAAUUCUGUGGUUAAUGUGGAUGAGACUCAAGUAGAGAACACGACUUCUUCUGGAACUCCAUCUGACUUAUUACCAACGAAUAAUGAAAUCUCAAGUCCACCUCAAGAAGACCAUUUGCAGGAAACAGUUAUUCAAAUAUCUGAAACAUCAAAAACUGAAUCCGAGGUGUUGACAGAAAACAAUAAUACAGUUAGUUUCAAUGCUGAAAUAGUAGGCACCUCAGUUAAAAGUGAUGAAAUUCCAAGCACAUCCAAAGAAGUUAAUUUGAAGGAAACUAAUAUUCAAACAGCAUCCUCAUCUGAAAGAGACAAUGAUAAGAUAACAACCAACGAUGAAGUUUCAAAUCAAAAAUAUGAACCGUUAAAUUCGGCUGAAGAAAUUGAUGCUCCUAUUGCACUACAAUCUGUUGAAACAUCAAUUACGGCAGAUAAUAAGUCCUUAACAGAAAGUUAUGAUGCCUCUCCUAUAAACAUUGACCCUUCCACUCCAUCUGUAUCAUCAUUAAAUAAUACCAUAACUCCAAUAUCUGAAACAGCACAAACAUCCGAUCCUGAAAAGUCUGCGCAACAACCGCCUGUAGUUAUAAAUGCUAAGGAGAAACAUGAAAAUGCAACCACAUCAACUCCAAGAGGUAAACCCAAUAAACAAUCUAAGAUUCGAACAAAAAAUAUAAAUCAAUACAAGCGAACAACCCUUAAAGAUCUUUCAAAAGAAUUGGAACAAGCUGAAGCUGAGAUAGCAAUAAGCAGUGCUGAAAAGACAAUUAAUGUUCCAACAAUUCCCACUGCAGAUAUGACUCCGAUUUCUGAAAUCAUACGAAAUUCAACGAAUCUAUCAGAACAUGAAUCAGAAAAUCUUGCCCAAGAGGCUAAUGCUACUAGUGACCAUAAACAACCUUCUGAAGAACAGAAUGAAAAUCAAUCUAAAAAUGUUACUACAAACUUAUCUAAAACUAAUACAACUUCUUCAGUAGAACCAGCAUCACAUACUUCCAAUGCAACAAUUCAAACAGUUCCCCCAAUCGAAACGAAAGUUUCGACAAAUGAAAAUUCGCAGCCUUCUUUAAAUAAAAGAAUAUCAAAAAUUCCUGUACGCCGAACUUCCAGUAAUAAAAGUCUAAUUAAUUCCUCCACAGUCUUAACAAAAACCAAUUCAAAUGGGGAUAUGAAAUCGCAAGAACCGAAUUUACCUGUUGCGGCUACUGCUAGUCAAAAAGGAAUUCCACAACCAACCACCGAAAUGAACAAUUCAGAUAACCAGUCUCAUACUAUUCUUACCGAAGAUGAAUCUGAAGAGGAAGAACUUUAUAGCAUCGAAAGUGAUACAACUGAAGUUUCUUCUAGAGCAGAUCAGUUUCAAUCACCAAGUACCACUAGCGAAAUGUUCUUAGUGAUACAACAGGAAGGAAAUAGUACUAUUGCACCGUCAACGAGUAGUUCCACUCUACACUCCACAAUAAGUCAAUCAUCGGGUUUAAAAUCUCCAACUGAAUUCAUACCAUCCGGUGAUCCAUCGAAACAGAAUCUUUCUGAAUUAGUAGAAGACACCCAAAGACUGAUCAAACAAAUGAAAGAUGAAAUAAGUAUUGAUGAUUUUGAAUCGUCUACAGACGAAUACUCAGACGAAUACUCCGAUGAGUAUGAUGAUGAAGAAGAGGGCGAAGAAGAGGAAGAUGGUGACUGGGAAGAGGGGGAAGAGGAGGAGGAUGAAGAUGAGUAUGAUGAUAUAACUGAAGAUAUAACAGAGGAAAAUGAAGAUCUUAGUAUUGAUGAAGACUCCAUCAGCAAAACCCAAUCUCCUCUACCAAGCCAAGAAUCUCAAGAUCACAGAGAACUACACAACAGUUCAGCCUUAUCCAAUAUAACCGAAUCAUCCGAUCAUUCACAAGCAUUACUUUCUGAUCACUUUGAACAGGAUGCGCCAAUAACCACAGAAACUAAUGACACACAAAAUCAAAUUAUUUCUGUAGAAGAAACUGCUGCAUUUGUUGAAACUGAAAAUAAUUUGCCAGAACUGCCUGUAGAAACUGUAAUUAAUAACACUUUAGAAAGGUCACAAUCUUCUAUGCAAUUUGUAGAAUCGGAAAAUAGUCUUCCUGAAUUGUCAGUUGAAACUGUUUUACCAAAUGUCAAUACUUUAUCACAAGAUGAUCAAGUAUUGACCACACAGCAGCAUUUUAACACACAACAAGAUUCUGAAGAAAAAUCUGCAUUAGUUAGUGGUUUAAGAGAUAUACUUUCAGCUUCUAUUUCCAUAGUUAAUGAAUUGGAGACAGAGAACGGUUUACCAGAGUUCCCCGUGGAAGUAGUUUUAGCCAGUUCAGCAGUAAAUUCUAAAGAUUUUCAAAAUGUUACGGCAACCCAAGAUUCACAAGAACUUGUAACAGUUUCACAAAAUGAAAAUGAGCAAAUAUUAAAAACGGAAGAAAGUUCAAACGAUUCAAGUAAAGAAGCGAAUCAUGAGCAGGACUCGAAAACUGUAAAUGAUCUAACAUCAACUAGCAAUGAGAACAAAACUAUUCCACACAAUCCAAUAGAUGAACAACAAACUCCAACAGAAUUGGAAACCAUUUCUAAUAACGAUUCAAAAACAGAGACCACCACAACCCAACAUGAUUUACCAACAACAAGUAAUGCUACUAGAAAUUUGUCAACUGCUCCAAUCGAAGCAAAAGCUCAACGUAGCGCUUCGGAAACCAAUGACGACAAUGUACCCUCCACUAGUAAAGGUAUUAGAUCAUCUGUAUCUAACAAAAAAUCAAAUGAUGAAAUAAAAACGGGAGUCAAAAAAACACCGACAGCUAGUAAAAUACCAAAACCAAAAGAAAUUCCCAAGGAUACAAAACCAAAAGAUACUCCAACAUUAAAACCACAAAAUGAGUUCAAAAAGAAAUUAUAUACACGAUCAAAGUCAUUUUCUGGACCACCAACACCGAUUGGCAUUGCAUCUGUAAAAACUAUAAGUCAAAAGUUUAUAAGUCCAACGUUAAAUGCAACAAAGACAGCAACACCAAAACAUUAUCCCACCGUUACGAGAAAAUCAUCUAUUGUAGAAGCCAUAAAUAAACUUACUAGACCCUCCUCCAGCAGCGCAGAAAAACCAGCUGUUAGUUCUCUAUUCAAAUCGAGAACUCAGCCACGCAUACCUAAAAAGAAGUAUCACGAAACCUGUUUCUCGGAUGAUGAUUACGAAUCUUCAUCAUCAGAAGAAGAAAUGGAACCGCUUGAAGUAAGACAACGUAAAUUCAGUGUUCCCGUUUUCAGAGCCUAUCCCAGUGUACAAGAGCCCGAGGAGGUUAAUACAGAGGAACUUGUGGAAAAGUUCAUGAAAGAAGAAUUGGCGGGCACUUUUGCUGAAGCACAAAUAGCUGCUACUUUGGUAGCUAUGAAGUUCCAACAAGAUGUUUCAUUAUGGGCCGCUAAAGAGUGUAGAGAUCUCGAUCAUGCAGUUGCCUUACUAAAACAGGAAUGUGAACUUUGUAGUGGCACUUAUGCUCUCAACCAAAUCGUAUCCAUGCUCAAGUGUACCCAUAAAUGUUGCAAACAAUGUGCCAAAACUUAUUUCACCGUACAGAUAACCGAACGCAGUAUUAACGAUUGUAGUUGUCCUUUCUGCAAAUUACCCGAAUUGCAUAAUCAAACCGAACACGAAGAUGAAAAUCUGGAAUAUUUCUCCAACUUGGAUAUAUUUUUGAAAAGCAUACUUGAACCCGAAGUACAUGAAUUAUUCCAGCGUAAACUUAGAGAUCGUACAUUACUCAAAGAUCCUAAUUUUAAAUGGUGUGUACAAUGCUCUUCGGGAUUCUUUGCCAGGCCUAAACAAAAGCGACUCAUAUGCCCCGAUUGCGGUUCAGUGACCUGUGCUCAAUGUCGGAAAACGUGGCAAAAACAACAUGAAGGCAUUCCCUGUGAUCAAUAUUUGGAAUGGGAAUCUGCCAAUGAUCCCGAGGUACAAGCCAAGGGAGUUCAAGAGCAUUUAGAACACAAUGGCAUCGACUGUCCAAAAUGUAAAUUUAGAUAUUCUUUAGCCAGAGGAGGCUGUAUGCAUUUCACUUGCACCCAGUGCAAAUAUGAAUUUUGUUAUGGCUGUGCCAAACCAUUUAUGAUGGGUGCCAAAUGUACCAUUUCACCAUAUUGUGCUAAAUUAGGUCUGCAUGCCCAUCAUCCCCGCAAUUGUUUAUUUUAUUUGCGCGACAAACUGCCGGUACAACUGCAGAUUCUACUGAAAAAUAAUGCAGUGUCAUUUGAAGUGGAUCCCAUAGAAACGGCAGACGAUGUUGAUGAUAAUGAACCUAGUUCAUCGAAAAAGAAGGAAUUACUUUGUCCCAUACCCAUACAAAAAGAGACACCUACUGGACUGGUCGAUACCAUAUGUAACGGAGAAGUGCCCGAGAAACAUGCGGGAAUGUGUCGCACUCAUUAUGUGGAAUAUUUAACGGCCAAGGUGGCCAAAGCGAAAAUCGAUCCUUUGCCCAUAUUCGAUCUGACAGAUUGUGUUCAAGAGUUGCGUCGACGCGGCAUAGCAUUACCAGAACGCGGUCCUUGGGAUACGGAUGAAAUUUACAAAACCAUGUGCUCUGAGGUUAUACAAAAAAAUAUACCUUUAGAUAUGGCUUAAAACCCCAUUAUUGGGACUGUCUUUUUAAAACUUUUAUUCAUUUAUUCAAAUUAGAUUUAAGUUAAAUUCAUGUUUAUUAAAAAUAUAUUUAUAUAUUGUCGGAAUAAAUUUAUACCUAAAUUAUUGAUUGUAGUAAA